This is a messenger RNA of Scutellospora calospora, 421 nucleotides long. The record is from the annotation of a GenBank genome assembly. Lineage: Eukaryota; Fungi; Glomeromycota; Glomeromycetes; Diversisporales; Gigasporaceae.
GAUCAAAUUCAUUAAAUGAAUUUGUUAUUUCUGAUAAUUUAAAAAAAACUUUAGAUGGCUCAGACUUCUUAAUCAAAGAUUCAGUUAUUAGUAGUAAAAGAAUUUUACUUUUUACUACACAAUUAUAUACGAUUCAUAGGUUUGUUGGAGGGGAUAACUUAGUAGACUUUAGUGAAGACCAUGAUAUUCAUUUACAACCUGAAUUUGUUUUGACGGAUUUUGAGCUUGCUUCUAUAAAUGCAUUACAAAAAGUUCAAGCUGCUCAUCUAGCUGAUCGGUAUGGAGAUGAUGAAGAUUUUAGUAUAGAAAUUCACAAAAUUCCUACACUUGCUUUUCUGCUUUCAGAUGAAAUCUCUAAUGCUUUUAAUGAGUUAAAAGGCAAUAUCAAUAUUCUAGAGAAAGCAAAUUCAAUUAUUGAAUA